Prorocentrum cordatum is the source of this 591-nucleotide messenger RNA. The record is from the annotation of a GenBank genome assembly. NCBI's taxonomy places the organism in Eukaryota, Dinophyceae, Prorocentrales, Prorocentraceae.
CGCGACGAGCUGAGCUUCUCGGAGGGGGACGUCAUCACGGUGACCUCCUGCGCCUCGGAUUGGUGGAGCGGGAGGCUCCCUGGCGGCCGCCGCGAGGGCCUCUUUCCCUCCGAGGCCGUGCGGCUGAACACCCGGCCCGUGGCCCGCUUCGACCUCGUGGGCGCUCCCGGCGGCGAGGGCUCCAUGACAGCCGUGGUCAUGUUGAUGCAGGCCAACUCGAUGAUGAGGCGCAGGUUCUACAAGCGGAAGGAGGAUGGCCUGAACUACAAGGACACGUCGUACUCCAAGCUCCAGCUCUGCAUAGUCGGCCCCAACGGGGAGCUCGCGCUGCAGAAGGAGGGGAGCAGGCGCUGCCUGUGGGGCGAGCUGGCGCUGCCCGCAGGCGGCCUGUGGCGCAUCUACGCGCUGUCCGUCGACGGGAGCGAGGCGAGGUAUUCUCUGCGGGUCUACCUCAAGGGCGGCACGGCCACCCUCACGGAGGUCAGCGGCGCCACCUUCUCGGAGGUCGCCGGCGACGCCGAGCCGGCGCCCGCCCCAGAGCUGCCCGCGGAGGAGCCGCUGCCGGAGGAGGUGGUCUCGCUCCAGGCCUGA